AUGGCGAGCGGCGACGCCGCGCCCGCGGGCUCGGGCUCCGGCUCGGGCUCGGGCUCGGGCACGGUGCUGCCCAGCCGCCUCCAGGAGACCGAGAAGCUGCUGGCCGCCACCGAGGGCCGGGAGGGCCUCCGGGGCUCCAAGUCCUUCACGGCCGCGUUGGCCGGCGAGGCGGAGCGCAACGGGCACGGGCUCUCCUACAAGUCGGUGUCGGUCGGGCACUUGGAGGCGGCCCCGCUAUCGCCGUCCCGGCUCAGCCUGGGCAGAGCCUCCUCCACCGCCACCAGCACGGCGGCUCCCGACCAGGGCCGCCCGCGGGACUACCUGGUACUCGCCAUCUUCUCCUGCUUCUGCCCCGUUUGGCCCAUCAACGUGGUGGCCCUCGUCUUCUCCAUCAUGUCACGGAACAGUGGGCAGCAGGGGGAUGUGGAUGGAGCCCGACGCCUGGGCCGCAUGGCCCGCCUGCUCAGCAUCGUCUCCAUCGUGCUGGGGACCAUCAUCAUCGUGCUCUACGUCUCGCUCAGAGUCUGAGGUAACACCUCCUUCUCAUUUCCCCACCUCAAGCAGUGACCUCUCCUUUUUUUCCCCAGUCCAUGAGGCUCCUUGGGCAGUUUAUGGGACACCCCUGCCCAUAGGACACAUCAUUCCCAGCCAGCAUGAGGCACUGAGCACUGCUGUGCUGUGCUGAUAAGUCCACCAUCAACAGCACACA
This is a messenger RNA of Phasianus colchicus (ring-necked pheasant), 709 nucleotides long. It is a transcript of the gene TRARG1, whose product is annotated as trafficking regulator of GLUT4 (SLC2A4) 1. The record is from RefSeq and is a predicted model, not a curated record. Gene Ontology annotation, cellular component: membrane. NCBI's taxonomy places the organism in Eukaryota, Metazoa, Chordata, Aves, Galliformes, Phasianidae.